Molecule: messenger RNA, 897 nt
Organism: Rotaria sp. Silwood1
Lineage: Eukaryota; Metazoa; Rotifera; Eurotatoria; Philodinida; Philodinidae
Source: the annotation of a GenBank genome assembly
AUGAUACGCUAUCUAUCUUUCAUUGUAGUUUUUUGUUUAAUACUUUCAAUUGAAACAACAAUAGGACCUGGUAGUCGUAAAUCAUCAACUCGUUCAACAGAAAAAGUAACAACAACAACACCAUCACCAUCUGUUCGAUCAACUCCUUCACCUUCUCCAUCAUCAUAUCAAACAUUAUCACCAGCAAAAACUAAUGUUUUACAACGUAAUCUUGUAGAAGAAAAUACUAAUCCUCAAUCAAUUCUUGAAAAUUAUCAAUCAUAUUGUUCAAAAUGUUUAGAAACACGAGAAUUUAAUAAUCCAACACUUGUUUAUAUAACACCAUGGAAUUCUCAUGGUUAUGAUAUAGCAAAAAUAUUUACAAAAAAAUUUGAUUAUAUUUCACCAGUUUGGUUUAAUAUAAAACGAACAGAUUUUGAAAAAUAUACUAUUAAUGGUAUACAUGAUAUUGAUCAAAAAUGGAUUGAAACAUUAAAAGAAAAAAAUUCUAAUGUACAUAUUGUACCACGUGUUAUAUUUGAACAAUGGUCUACUGAUGAUAUACAUGCAUUAUUUCAAUCGGAAAAUGAAAAACAACAAUUAGCAUUAACAUUUGAAAAAUUUCUUAAUGAAUAUACAAAUUUAUUUGAUGGUUAUGUACUUGAAUUACUUGUACAAUUUCGUGGUGCAUCAAAACCAAUGCUUAAUCAUAUAAUUAGUGAUAUUGCUGAACAUGUACAUCAAAUAGAAUAUAAUGGAAAAAAAAAAGAAAUUAUUUUAGCUAUACCACCAUAUGAAGAAUUAUUUAAUAAAGAUGAUUUUGAAAUGUUAUAUGAACAUUUAGAUGGAUUUAGUGUUAUGACAUAUGAUUUUCCUAAUAGAGAACCAGGACCAAUUGCACCAUUAGGUAUAUAUUAA